CUUCCUCAUAACCAACAUCCCCCCAAGUUUAUAGAAUUGAAGCAUUUGGAAUCACCCUCGUAUCAUGUGACUCUGUGUGCUAAUUUCCACAGUUAUCUGAAACUGCACAUUCAAAUCCACAUCUGAAAGCAUCAUCAAUCAAUGAUGAUGCGAAGAAUGAUGCAGAAGAGCUCAUCCAUGUCCUCUUCUCAUUGAUUUUAUGGCCUCUACUCAGCAACACCGUUGCGUCUUCGUUGGGAAUAUACCUUAUGAUGCAACUGAAGAACAGCUGAUUCAAAUUUGUGAAGAGGUCGGCCCCGUUGUUUCUUUCAGGUUUAGAGAAACACAAUUCUUGAGACAUCAAAGUCAAACUAAGAGGAUCUUUGACAUCUCCCUCCCAUUGGUUAUAGAUCGUGACACUGGGAAGCCAAAAGGUUAUGGAUUUUGUGAGUAUAAAGAUGAAGAAACAGCACUCAGUGCUCGCCGUAAUCUUCAGGGUUAUGAGAUUAAUGGUCGGCAGUUGAGAGUAGAUUUUGCUGAAAAUGACAAAGGCGCUGAUAGAAAUCGUGAACAGGGUAGGGGUGGACCAGGACUGGCUACAAAUGUGGAUGCUCAGAAGCAGGUAGGAAGCCCAGCUACCCUUGGAGAUGCAACAUUUUAUCAGCCAAUUGGCCUCCCAAUAGCUAUGACUGCUUCUUCUGUCAUGGCAGGAGCUCUUGGUGGUUCUCAGACUGGUCAGGUAAAUCAAAAUGGUUUGCAGAAUCAGUCACUUAUUGGCAAUGACCCUUUAACCCAUCAUCUAGCCAACAUGUCCAGGAGUCAACUGAAUCAAGUUAUAAGUGAAAUGAAGAUGCUUUCUAUGCAAAACAAGGACCUUGCACGUCAACUUUUGCUUGUGAGCCCACAGCUUCCAAAAGCUCUUUUUCAGGCACAAAUAAUAUUGGGGAUGGUGACACCACAAAUGUUGCAGAUGCCAAAUCUAAGGCAACAGACCCCAAAUGCAGCUGUUCCAACACCACAGCCUCCAAUGCAACAUACCAUCCAGGGACACCGUCCACCUGUUCAGACUCUUCCCGGGUUGCCCUCUUUCACUCCGUUAUCCUCUGUGUCCCAGAAUCCUUUGGCACACAACCAGUUCUCAGCACCCUUGCCACUUCAUCCACAACAGCGACCUCAGUUACCAAAUCUUAACCAGAUGGUCCCACCAUCACAAAAUACAGUUCCUGCACAUUCUGGGCCCUCAACACGAAUCUCUACACGUCCACAAUCUCUAAGUGGACUGCCACCUGUAUCUUCCUCUUCAUUUAGGCCUGUUCAAGCUCCACCAUUGCAACAUCCAGGACAUGCUGGUAUGAAAACCACUCAAAAUGUAAACAUUCAGCCUACCUUUCAAAGCCGUUCAAUACCAUCAGAUCCCGGAUAUAAGGUUGCCUCUUCAGUACCCCCGGCUUCGGUGGAGGCUAUUAAAAAGGACACUCCCGUACGUGCAAAAACAUUCAGGGAUACAACUUUGGCAAGUCGGACAAACACCUUGACGAACUUGCCUUCAGUAGCUUCGCUAUCUGAUUAUAAAGAUUCUCAAGAUCAGAUGGUUCGUCCUUCAAAAGUUAUGAAGUUGAAUAAUGAAAGAGGUACUCCUUUCUCAUCUGCUGGAUUAGCUACACCAAGCGCCACUGCCGUUGCAAGUAGCUCUGGUGCAGCUGGUCAAAGCUCUAGCCUAGAAGUGCAGAAUAUGGAGAAACAAGCCCCACAGUUUCCACCUGAUGUAGAUCCUGCCUUGUUGCAACAAGUACUCAACCUUACUCCUGAACAACUGAGUUCACUACCCCCUGAACAGCAACUACAAGUCAUUCAACUACAGCAGAUGCUCAGAUGAAAAUCAAAUGAAUUUGAAGUAUCACAUGAGAUCUUAUCGUGCGUGCACUGGAAAGAUCCUUAUCUUAACACCUCCAAGUUUCGCGUGUGGAUAAGGGAGCAGGUUAACACAUGUAUUAACAUUUAACUCACGCUUCCUACGAGGGCAACCAGGUUCUGAGGUGCUAUAAAGCAUCUGAUUCUUUGUAAUUGUUGUGAGCCUUUAUAGAGAAAUACAUAAACCAACUAUAAUCAUUUAUAGAAAAAAGGUAAUAUUUUUGAAAACCAACUAUAAUCAUUUAUAGAAAAAAGGUAAUAUUUUUGAGCAGUUGUCUUGUAGUCAUGAAAGUUUGGUGGCUCUGGUUGUUGUUACCAAUACUCUUUCCCUUUAUCUUCCUCUUGAGACAAAAUGUACCUUACAUAUUUCAUAGAACCACAAUUUUCA
This is a messenger RNA of Spinacia oleracea (spinach), 2278 nucleotides long. RefSeq names its product cleavage stimulating factor 64. The transcript is spliced from 11 exons. Gene Ontology annotation, cellular component: mRNA cleavage and polyadenylation specificity factor complex. The coding region runs from base 200 to 1855 and encodes 551 amino acids. The record is from RefSeq and is a predicted model, not a curated record. Gene Ontology annotation, molecular function: mRNA binding. Lineage: Eukaryota; Viridiplantae; Streptophyta; Magnoliopsida; Caryophyllales; Amaranthaceae. Gene Ontology annotation, biological process: mRNA 3'-end processing.